AUGGUUCGAAAUUACAUACGUAAGACACCAGGACCGACUUACAGUGAAGAAGAUGUAAGUAAAGCUCUUGAGAAAAUUGAAAACAAAGAAAUGACAUUGAGACAAUCUGCGGAACGGCCCUUCAAAAUUCCACCAGGAACAUUAUCUGCAAGAAUAUCUCGUAAAUCCACACCUCAGGUUGGUCGUCCAACAUCUUUAACACAACCACAAGAAGCGCAUUUAGUCAAAUUGAUUAUCACUUUGCAAGGUUAUGGUGAAUUAACAACGUCUCGUUUUUCAAACGGAGCACCAACCCGUGACUGGUAUUAUGGCUUCGUGAAAAGAUGGAAGGAUACGUUAAAACUGAUGAACAGUAUGAAACUGGAAAAAGUACGUGCACAAGGUGUCACAACAGAGACCGUAAACGGUGGGUUCGCCAAACUUCAUUCAGUGUUAUUAAAACUCAAUUUAUUCGACAAACCCCAGCAAAUUUAUAAUUGUGACGAAUUGGGUUUUAACGAUGAUCCGGGGAAAAAGAAGGUUCUGGUCAGUCGUGAAACGAAAUAUGCGAAUCAACAAGUUUGUGGUGAUGUCGAAGCUGACAUACUAAAAGUACAAGGUAUACACAAUGUUCUUUGUUUGCUACAUACACCAAAUGUAUUAUCAAUAUUAGAUCUUGAUUGUAAUGAAGUCGACGAAAUAAAACAAAAUGCAUGUUUUAAGCUAAAUAAUGGUGAAUUUGUUAUUAAACAAGGUGUAAAAGGGAAUUUAGAAGAUCUUGCUGGUGCGUUAAAAACAAAAAAUGAUAAAUAUAAAAAACGAUUACAAGUCCAACGAGAGCUGUUGCCACCGUCAACGAUAAAUGGAAACAAUAAUAUUAGUCAAAUAACAUCAUUGACGACAACACCUUCGAUAACAAUGGUGACAUCAAAAUGUCUAACAGUGAAUGAUCAUAUAACAUUUAUUAAGGAAUAUAUUGAAAAACAUUCAAGAAAAAUUUUUGAUUCGAUGGUACUUAAAGAGGGCGAGCACUAUCGCUUAACAGUUACUCUAUCGGAAAAUACAUUUGAAGCCAGAAUUAAAUGUCAGUGUGGCGAUACAUUAAAUUUGCCUUUACGUGAUGAUAAACCAUACGAAAAAAAAGUUGUUGAUAAUACAUCUAAUAAUAUAACGCCAUCAUUAUCACCACCAUCGAUAACAACAGCUUCGCCUAAUAGUGAUAAUACCAAAACAACGACAAGAGCCAAACGAAAACGCGAGCAUACUUGUUCGUCAACACCUUCACCACCAUCUUCAGCUACUAAGCUUGAAAUGGACGUUGAUCUCUUUGACGAUAUACCAUGCGAUCUUCUUUCAAUUACCAACGAAACAUUUUUCCAGUUAACAGAACAACUAGCGGGUGACAUUGAAGCAGAUAUAUUAAAAGUACAAGGGAUAAACAAUAUUCAUUCACUCUUACGAGCAAAAGAUUUAUUCUUAAUAUUUCAAUUGGAUUGCGAUGAACUGAACAAUUUAAAAACGCGUGCAUGUUUGAAAUUGAAAACUGGUGAAUAUAUUAUUCGACCGGGGAUCAAACAAAAUCUUGAUUAUUGUAUAAGUUUGUUUAAAAAUAAAAUACAGGAACAACAUCAACAACAAUUAACAGGUGAGUUACUAAUAUCAACAGUAACUUCAAUACCAAUGAAUGAUGAAGCACACUUGUUUUUAAACACAUUUAUUGAUAAUAUCAAUAAGAACACGCGUCGUUCGAAAAACAAUUAUCAAUACGAUCUGCAUGUUCGAAGUUUUGCUUCGUGUGUUUUCACAUUAGGUGGUCGUAAUGCCUAUGAAUUUUUGAGAAUAAAUUUGCCUGGUACUUUUCCAUCUAUAUCGGCACUUGAAUCUUAUGAUAAUGAAUUUUAUUCAAAAAUAGAAGAAUGUGAUUUUCGUUUUGAUGCAUUGAAUAGAUAUUUACAAUCAAUUAAUUCUAAAUUUGCAUAUUCAUCGAGGACUGCACUGGUGUUGUUAGUAAAAUUAAUUACGAUGUUAAUACUAAUUCUUUUACCGGUUUUUGUCCGAUAGUUCAUAACGGUAUACCAGCACCUCGUCGUGGUCGUGGUUUUAUCUUCGUCCGAUACAAUUGUUUCUCUUUUUUCAAGAUCCCAUACAUUUGGCCACAAAAUUAAGAAAUAGAUUAUUAUCGAAAAAGGCACAAUUGAUGUUGGGUACACAGCACAUCACAUUACAGCAUCUUCAAGAUCUAGUUGAAAAUCGUUCAUAAUUUGGUAUCAUCAGAUCUAUUUCCGAAAGAUAGACAAAACUUUGCUUCUUGUUUAAAGAUAGCAUCAAAAGAUGUUUUAAAUCUCUUACGUGCUUCAGAAGAUGAAACAUUUGCCACUUACUGUUAUCUUUCCG
Messenger RNA from Didymodactylos carnosus, 2373 nucleotides. The record is from the annotation of a GenBank genome assembly. NCBI's taxonomy places the organism in Eukaryota, Metazoa, Rotifera, Eurotatoria, Philodinida, Philodinidae.